AUGUCUUCUUCCGCACAACUUCCCGAUACUAAUAAUAGUACCGUACAUCUCUCUCGUCCGACACCCCAAACAAGAACACUAACGAAAACAAUACAACCUCAAAUAUUAAUCUGGAAAUUUCCAUCUCGCACUCUUCUCCAAACACCUUUUUCACCUACACUAACACUAAUUGGUAUGUCACGAGCAGCAGAUGAAACAGCAUUCUAUAUUCCCGAACUUGGAUUCAUGUUUGAUUGUGGGUUGAAAGUACACACAGCAGUUCCCACUCACAUUUUCAUCACACAUACACACAGUGACCAUUGUCUCAUGUUGACUCAACAUGUGUCUAAGCAUCAUCCACCUAAUAUUUAUUUACCGAAUGAAUGCGUGGAGUUAGUGGAACGAUAUUUGAAUGCUUCUCAGGAGUUGACAGAUUAUGGAGAGGAAUAUAAUGCGAGAAUAAGAUUUUAUUGUGCUGGUGUUGAAAAAGGUGAUGUUUUAACGAUCGGAGGUGAUCAGAAAGAGAAGACUCAUGUUGGUGGAUAUGAGAUACAUGUUAUAAACAUGGAUCAUAGUGUGCCUUGUGUUGGUUAUAUGAUUUAUUCUAAAAGAAAAAGAUUAAAACCAGAAUAUAAAGAUUUAACCGGGCAAGAAAUUGCCGCGUUAAAAAAAUCAGACAAAUCAUUAAACGUUAUGCAAGAUUUUCUUUUUCCUUUAUUCACAUUUUGUGGAGACACAACCGCAAAAAUCUUCAAACUUCCAAAUCCGAAUAAUAUCGAUAUCGAGAAUUCGAAUGUUUUAAAUGAUACCGACAGAAGUCAAAACCACCAAUGGAACAAUAUGCCUUUUGUAAUAACCGAAUGCACAUUUCUUAAAGACGAACAUAUCGAGAAUGCAGAACGUACGAAACACACUCGUUGGCAAGAACUACAAAAUGUUGUGAAAUUAUACCCAGCCACUGUAUUUAUUCUUAUACAUUUCUCAAAGAGAUACUCGGACGAUUAUAUUCAACGAUUUUUUGAGCAGGAAAAAGUAGAAUGGAAGGAAAGAGGUGAUGGGAAUUUGGAAAAUAUUGUUGUAUGGAUAUGA
Messenger RNA from Ambispora gerdemannii, 1068 nucleotides. The record is from the annotation of a GenBank genome assembly. Lineage: Eukaryota; Fungi; Glomeromycota; Glomeromycetes; Archaeosporales; Ambisporaceae.